Messenger RNA from Miniopterus natalensis, 1946 nucleotides. It is a transcript of the gene EFNA2, whose product is annotated as ephrin A2. Lineage: Eukaryota; Metazoa; Chordata; Mammalia; Chiroptera; Miniopteridae. Gene Ontology annotation, cellular component: plasma membrane. Gene Ontology annotation, molecular function: ephrin receptor binding. Gene Ontology annotation, biological process: osteoclast differentiation; bone remodeling; axon guidance. The record is from RefSeq and is a predicted model, not a curated record.
AUGGGGACCUUGCAGUUCAAGAGCUCUUGGCUCUGGACCCUGCAGCAGGCCUGGCGCCCGCUGCUGCCGGUGCUGCUGCUGCUGCUCCUGCCCCCGCCGCCGCCGCCGCCGCCCGUAGCCCGCGCCGAGGACGCCUCCCGAGCCAACUCGGACCGCUACGCGGUCUACUGGAACCGCAGCAACCCCAGGUUCCACGCGGGCGCGGCGGACGACCGCGGGGGGUACACGGUGGAGGUGAGCAUCAACGACUACCUGGACAUCUACUGCCCGCACUACGGGGCGCCGCUGCCUCCGGCCGAGCGCAUGGAGCACUACGUGCUGUACAUGGUCAACGGAGAGGGCCACGCCUCCUGCGACCACCGUCAGCGCGGCUUCAAGCGCUGGGAGUGCAACCGGCCCGCGGCGCCCGGGGGGCCGCUCAAGUUCUCGGAGAAGUUCCAGCUCUUCACGCCCUUCUCGCUGGGCUUCGAGUUCCGCCCGGGCCAAGAGUACUACUACAUCUCUGCCACACCACCCAAUGCUGUUGACCGGCCCUGCCUGCGGCUGAAGGUUUAUGUGCGGCCAACCAAUGAGACCCUAUAUGAGGCCCCUGAGCCCAUCUUCACCAGCAAUAAUUCGUGCAGUAGCCUGGACAGCUGCCAGCUCUUCCUCAGCACUGUCCCAGUGCUCUGGACCCUUUUGGGCUCCUAGUCCCGGCCCUACCUGGACGACUGAAUCCAAGACCAAAUAGAGAUGCCUGGCUCUCCCACGACUGGUGCUGCCCCCGCCUACAGGGGGCUGUCUACCUGCUCCAGAACCAGCCCUAAGGGAAGGGGACAGCCAACAGCCCCUGACGCCCGAGGGGCAGGGUAUCAGCACAGCCUCUGCCAGACCAUCUCAUGAGGGGCACUGGAGAACCUGAGAAACUAUCAGCAAUGUUAGUUUUUGUUGUUUGUUUAUUUUUCAUGGUUGGAUCAGAAAGGCUUGAAUUUUUAAUUUAAUUUAUUCCUUGCUGUCGCCAGUGACUUUGGGAAGGAAACGCAAUGGAUGGGAGGUCCUUGGCCAUCCUGGGGGAUAGGAAUGAGUAACCCCUAGUCUCGUGGUUCCAUUUGUUGGGUCCUGGCUGAAGGCCACUACGGACCUCUCAGAUGCCCCUCAGAUGGACAGGCCAGUAUGAGGCAGAAGGGGCAAGGUGAGACCCCCAGAUUCUGACCCAGGGAUCUGAGCCCAUCUCAGACUCCUGUCCCCGCAGCCCCACUUUCCUCAUGCCUGGUGAUUGUCUCCCAGAUUGGAAACCCACACUGUUUCACCAGAGGCCACUGUGGAGUCCCGGCCCACUCCAAAUCACAGUUCCCCACCCUGUCCCACAGCCUCUCACAAUCACCCCUGAGCCCGAGAAGACGUUACAUUUCUGUAAAUAGAGCCAGGAAGUAUAUACUGUGGUUUAUUUUUACUGUAUUCCUGAAGAUGAACUGGACAGUUUCUUUUUUUCUCACACUUCAUGGCGGUCUUAUUUUGGUGGGAGGGUGGGGUGGACUUUUUAGAGUAGAAGCCGCACUUUGCAACAAGGUUGUUCAUUUGUCAGAGCCCUCUCCUCUACUCUAUGACUAAUAAUGUUUAUAAGAAAAAAGAAAACAGGACACAACAAAAAGGGGGGUGGGCCUGCCACCAAAAAAAAAAGAAACCCCCUCCCAAAGACACUUUAAUGAAGCAAACAGAGCAUUUAUACAGAUUUCAUAUUUCUAUCCACCUUUCCUGAUCUGUGUUUUAUAUAUAUUAUAUAUAAAUAUAUAUGGUGCACAGCUGCUGGGAGACCACCAGGCGUGCCAGCUCGGGGGUCUUUUGUAGGGGUUGGCAUGGGCAGUGGUGGUGCCAUGCCUGGAGCUGGCGAUGGGGCCUCUCCCCUUCCCAUCACAAUCAACUUUGGAUUCUGUAUUUUUUAAUAAUAAAAUGAUCAUAAACCUCUA